GAUCCCAGGAGCCUAGGAUGGGGGAGCUGAUCCACUGUGGCCUCCGUGACCACAGCUAUAGGCAGGGCUGCUUGCAAUGGGCCGCACCAUGGCCUGUUGAAAGCACACAGUGGAUACAAGCUGAUUCUAGAGCUUCCUCUGAGCUGGGGCUUAGCGCUCCAGUGGGGAACCAUGGUCAGCAACUACAGCCACUGGGCAGGAUGGGGCCUGGCCUCCUGCCCUCUGCAGGGUCACUGGAGUGUCUGGGAACUCAGGGUCAGGGCCAGAUGGCUGUUCCCAGGGCCAGGGCUCCAGCUCAGGCUGUUUGAGAACAGGAGCCCAUCACACAGCAGAAUGCCUGAGAUGGUUGGUCUGCAGGGAGCAGCUCAGUCUGAGGGUGGCAGAGCCACGUGUGGCUCUGGGUCAGGAGAGAGUGGCCAGUGCUGGGCCCUCUCUAAGGAGCCUGAGGGCCACAGGCUCUGUGGAAAGGGUCUGAGCGAGGGAGUCGGGACCUAGCAGGUAGGGAACUUGAUUGAGGAUGCUCCCUGUGGUCACAAGGGGAGGUCCAGGCGGGACCAGGUCAGGAGGCGGCUAGGGCAGAGGCCCAGGCAGGAGGUGGGUGGGCUCGAUGGGGACAGGAGUGGCAAGGGUAUAGGUAAGGAUGGGGAAGGGGCCCCCUUGCCUCUUGGCUUCUCUGAGGGCAGGGCUGGCCAAUCCCAGCCCUCAGCUGAGCCCAGGGGCAGAUGUGUGCAGGGAGGAGACGGGCUCCAGGUUGGAGCUUUGGGAGUCCUUGGAGGCAGCAAGGCAGACUCAGCUCUGGAACCCAACACCCAGCCUGGGCCUGCAGGUGGGGUCUCUGAGCAAGACCCUUCGGGUCCCAGCCUCGGCUUUCAUACUUUGAAGUCGAGAACUGGACCUGUGCUGUCUGAGUUUGCCCUGGGGUCUGGGCCAUCCUGUGGUUUGUGCAGAGGUCUCAGAGGGCCCUAGGGACAGACUGACCCGUAGGUCUGAGCCUCUGGGAGCAUGGGGGUGGCAAGGCUCAGACAGGCCUGGGUAUAGGUUUGUCUUCCAAGGGGCACAUGUGUACUCUUGUGCUUCCUGGCAUUUAGAAGGGAGUGGGAAAUUCAGACAUCAGGCCUUCCUUCUCCAUGGGAAGGAUGGCAGGUGCCUGGAGCCAGGCAUGUCUUGAAAGCCAAGGGCUCUGGGCCUUCCUCCUCCAGUUCUCUGUUCCAGGCCUUCAGUGCACAAAAGUGCCCCCCUCCUGGGAUCUCUUCAGGGCUCCCUGGGAUGCAAAUGGGCCAGGGAUUAGGAUUCCACAUUUGAGGAAACAGGUUAAGAAUGGAGAAGCACCCAGGUGGACAUCCUCUAGGUGUCCCUGGCAGAGGAGGCCCUUGCUGCUUAUCUGCACAAAGGCCCUACAGGUGGGACAGGGUCUCAGCAGGGCUCCAGCCCCAGGCCUGGAAACAGCUGGGGGUGGGGGAAGGUGGCUGGUGGGUGUGGUCAUCAAGGCAACAGAACCUUUUUCAGAACAGAACAGUCUCAGGAGGCUUUUUUUGGUUAAUAAAAUCUGCUGAAUGAUUUUUUUAAAAAAAUGGUUAAUCAAGCCGGGCGCGGUGGCUCACGCCUGUAAUCCCAGCACUUUGGCAGGCAGGUGGAUCACGAGGUCAAGAGAUCGAGACCAUCCUGGUCAACAUGGUGAAACCCGUCUCUACUAAAAAUACAAAAGAUUAGCUGGGCAUGGUGGCGCGUAAUCCCAGCUACUCAGGAGGCUGAGGCAGGAGAAUUGCCUGAACCCAGGAGGCAGAGGUUGCGGUGAGCCGAGAUUGCGCCAUUGCACUCCAGCCUGCGUAACGAGUGAAACUCCGUCUCAAAAAAAAAAAUGGUUAAUCAAAAAAGGCUUUGGCUCUGCUUGUGGUUUUCUGAAAAGCUACUUUUUCAUAGUCACGUUUCCAUCAACUUCCUUCUCUCACAUUGCCUGUCCUCCUGUGUCUCAAACACACCAUCUCCCUCCUGUUUUGCUUUAAGACUCGUCACAGCAUCCUCACCCAGGCCUCAGACUGCCCUCCUCCUGGUCCUCCUCUCCUGCACCCCCAACUGCCUGGCCCCACCUACCCUUGGGCAAUUUAUAAACAGGGAAAAGAUGAAAUCCUUUCUCCUCUUGCCCUGCACAUGCCCACCGCAUUCCCUGAAACCCUGGCAGGUUCUGGACACAGAGCUGGGGCUUCUCACCCUGCUCACCGCACAGCACUGAAAGCAGGAACCCACCUGGAUGGACAUCAGGCCUGGCCCAGCACCCAGCUGACUUUCAAGCAGAGGGAUCUACGGGGGCAGGCAAUGCCACCCAGCCCCUUCUGGCAUCUCCACACUUGCUACCUGCCUACUCCACUCAAAAGGAUGCAAAGUGAGGUGUCCGUGGAGGGCUGGCUUGGUGCUGAGUUACGCUUCUCUGCCGCAACUCCCGGGGCUUUUAGCAGGUGCUGUAGUCUCUGAGCCUGGGUUUCCUCUCCCACUAAAUGAGCUGUUGGAAGGGCAGAGCUGCUAACAGUUCUCUCUAGCAGAGCCAGGAUAGAAGUCUGUGAAAAACUGGUGUGUUUGAGUGGCUGGGAAAUCAGGUGAGGGGCUGUGAGGGGAGGAGAUGAUGCUGGCAGAAGAGGAGCCUUGAAUGUGUGUACAUUCCUGAGAGUCUGGGGCUUAGCACUGAACUUACUUGAGCAGGAGAUGCCUUUGUAGGAUCCCUUCUAGCAGCAGAUUGGGUAAGGGGUUGUGCUAGAAGGACUAGAAACAGACCAGGGAGGAAGCCAAUCUGAUUCUCUAAGGGAUGGCUUGGUUUGGUCAGGGGUUAGCAGUAGAGGUGUGAGUUGAGAUACCAAGGUACUGACCCCUGUAUUUUGAGUCAGAUCCUCAAGCGUGAGACCAGUGCCAUCAACGGAAGCAGCAAGAGUGGAGGUGCUCAUUUGGCCCAUAUUUAUGAUAUUUCAGGAUUCUGGGAGGAGAGAAUGGAUGUCUGUGUUUUCUCUGGUCACUAGGUAAGUGCAGAUAGGCUGUCUAUGGAGGAGCCUUUCCAGUCAGCAGCCAGCACCAGCCAGAGUGCUGAAGUUUAUGACUGCUGUAGCCAAUUUCUGCUUUAUUCCUGGUUUUAAUUUUCUACUAUUUCGUAGCAAGCACGCUUCUAUAUGAAAGACACAGGGUAUUGUGGUUGGCCUCUGGCCUUCAUGGUGUUUUUUCACCUUUUUUUCUGACUGAGGACACAUUUUCAGCACUAGCCUUGGCAUCACCACAUAAAGAAAAUUUGGGGCUGGGCAUGGUGGUGCAUACCUGUAAUUCCAGCACUUUGGAAGGCCAAGGUAGAAGAAUCAUUUGCUUGAGCCCAGGAGUUCAAGACCAGCCUGAGCAACAUAAUGAGACCUCUUCUCUACAAAAAAUUAACAAAUUAGCUGGAUGUGAUGCAUGCCUGUAGUCCCAGGCCUGUGGUCAAGUACGAGAGGCUGAGUUGGGAGGAUGGCUUGAGCCUGGGAGAUUUGAGGUACCAGUGAGCCGUGAUUGUGCCACUGUGCUCCAGCCUGGGAAACAGAGGGAGACCCUGUCUCCAAAAAAAAGACCGGAUGUAGUGGCUCAUGCCUAUAAUUCCAGCACUUUGGGAGGCCAAAGCAGGCAGAUCACGGGGUCAGGAGAUCAAGACCAUCCUGGCCAACAUAGUGAAACUCUGUCUCCACUAAAAUACAAAAAAUAGCUGGGCGUGGUGGCACAAGCCUGUAGUCCCAGCUACUCGGGAGGCUGAGGCAAGGAGAAUUGCUUGAACCCAGGAGAUGGAGGUUUCAGUGAGCCGAGAUCGCACCACUGCACUCCAGCCUGCCGCCUGGUGAUAGACCAAGACUGCCUCAUAAAAAAAAAGAAGAAAACUUGUCUGAUAGUGUUGUGUUUGUUGUAGGUUUAUAUUUUAUAUUUUAAUAAUGGCAAGUGUAGAAAGAAAAAGAUGAGAAAGAAGGAAGGAGAAAACCAGGUAUGAAUGUCCCUUUAGCCACUUGGAGGAGGUCUGAUCCAGGGAACAUUUCCAUUAUGGGAUACCCUCUUCAUCAUCUGAGAUGACACAAACAGUUAAAAUGCAGUCAGCUCACGGCCACUAGCUUUAAGAAUGUUAAAUUCUUAGGCUGGGCACGGUGGCUCAGGCCUAUAAUCCCAGCACUUUGGGAGGCUGAGGAGGGUGGAUCACGAGGUCAAGAGAUCGAGACCAUCCUGGUCAACAUGGUGAAACCCCGUCUCUACUAAAAAUACAAAAAUUAGCUGGGCAUGGUGGCACAUGCCUGUAGUCCCGGCUACUCGGGAGGCUGAGGCAGGAUAAUUGCUUGAACCCAGAAGGCGGAGGUUGCGGUGAGCCAAGAUCGCGCCAUUGGCGAGCCAAGAUCGCGCCAUUGCACUCCAGCCUGGGUAACAAGAGCGAAACUCCGUAUCAAAAAAAGAAAGAAAAAAAAAAGAAUGUUAAAUUCUUUACCUAUUUAAAAAAAACUGCAAUAUGCAUUUUUUUCAAAUUUGGUGCAUUAAAUGAAACAAGUAUUUUUUAAUUGUUCCAUUUCAAAUUAGCAUGAUUUCAUUUCAAAUAAAAUGCCACUGCGCUACUCAGGAAUUUACCACCGAAAGAGGAAAUAUAGAUAUUAGACAGCUUUAUUGAGGUAUAAUUUACAUACCAUAAAACCCACCCUUUGUAAGUUUACAAUUUAAUGAUUUUAAUAAACUUCUGGAGUUGUGCAACCCUUACCACAAUCCAGUUUUAGAAUCACCCCACAAAGGCAAGGGAGUGGUGGCUGGGCUUUCUGACAAAAUCUGUACUCAGACCAACAUGUCCCCCAUGGACCCCAAUCAGUUCCAGGCUAGGGCAGUGGAAAGGCCAGUUAGCUAUCCAGCCACCAUCCUGCUCCAUACUUCAUCCUGGUCCCUGGAUUCCACACCACCUUGUGCUCUGGUAGCUGCUCUGAGCUGGGGGCAGGCCUUCUUUUCUAGAGUUCUGGACUUUGACCUGAGCUAGCCCCAGCAUGCGGUCACUUCCAUCUCAUCUCCUUUUGUCUACUUCUACCCUGGAGUAGAGGUUAUUUCCUGCCGCUCUAGCUCUCCGCUCCCAUCAGGUAUACCAAAGUGGGACUCUCAGUUGCUUUUCAGUGGCACUUUGGGGUUUUCUGUCUGAUUCGGUUGGGUAUUUCCCAUGGGAGUGGAGUACAACCUUUUAGAACAAACAACUCUUCUGCCUUCUCCAUGAGGUCUGCCUUUGCAGAAUGCUCAUUCAGUCCCUUCCUGUCUUGACUUGAAAGGUUUGCUGGGGUCCUCAUGGUGGCACUGGGGGACUUGCUCUCUGUGGAGUCUCCUUCAGCUUCUGGAAGACCUUCCCCUUUUCUUCUGGAUUUUUGUCUGCUUUGUCCACAGGUGCAUUACAAGGCCCCAGGAGAGUGCCCGCCUGUAGUAGGCAUUCAUCAAAUGUAUUGAAUACCUGGAAUUGGAGUGCCACAAGGGAGCUGCCUGGAGGGCUCAAGGGUGCUGUCAAUUCCUUCCCAUCUGGGGAGCUGGGAGGCCUAGUCCUAUUGGAUCUAGUGCCAUGGCGGGGCCGGGCCCGGGCCCGGGGGACCCGGACGAGCAGUACGAUUUCCUGUUCAAGCUGGUGCUGGUUGGCGACGCGAGCGUGGGCAAGACGUGUGUGGUGCAGCGCUUCAAGACCGGAGCCUUCUCGGAGCGCCAGGGAAGCACCAUCGGCGUCGACUUCACGAUGAAGACGCUGGAGAUCCAGGGCAAGCGGGUCAAGCUGCAGAUUUGGGACACAGCUGGCCAGGAGCGGUUCCGCACCAUCACCCAGAGCUACUACCGCAGUGCCAAUGGGGCCAUCCUCGCCUAUGACAUCACCAAGAGGAGCUCCUUCCUGUCAGUGCCUCACUGGAUCGGCGAUGUGAGGAAGUAUGCAGGCUCCAACAUUGUGCAGCUGCUGAUCGGGAAUAAGUCAGACCUCAGCGAGCUUCGGGAGGUCACCCAGGCUGAGGCACAGAGACUUGCCGAGCAUUAUGACAUUCUGUGUGCCAUUGAGACGUCUGCCAAGGACUCAAGCAACGUGGAGGAGGCCUUCCUGAGGGUGGCCACGGAACUCAUCAUGCGGCACGGAGGCCCCCUGUUCAGCGAGAGAAACCCUGACCAUAUCCAGCUGAACAGCAAGGACAUCGGAGAAGGCUGGGGCUGCGGGUGCUGACCGGUGGCUGGGCCGGCAGGCUGGGGGCUCCCCACCUCCUUGCUCUCCCUGGCCUGCCAAGCCCAGCCCUCCAGAGCCGGCCCUCCCAGGCACUGGUGACUAGAGCAGCUGGGUGAAACCCUGGAGCUCUGCAUCCUGUGGCCUGGCUGUGGGAUGGAGGCUCCCCUUGAGGAAGGGGAAGCAGGGUACCCUUGAGGGCCAACCUGCCAUCCAGCAGCUGGCCCUCCACGAUCUUUACAUUCCAGGACUGGCCUGAGCCCACCGGUGUGUGCCACAGUAGGAGGGGCCAGUGGUCCUCCCUGUCCCACGCCUGCUGGCUGUUUCCUCUCUUGGGUUUGCUUAACCUGUGGCAACAGGUUGCUGCUUUCCAGGGAUGUGGCUAGUGCCCUGGGUUCUUCCAGGCCAUCCUGGGGUUCCACAUGUAGCAGCGGCGCAAGAACCAUGAGACCCAUAGACUUGGUGCCUGAGUACAGCUCCAGGGAAGCCCUAGCCCCUUCCAGGCAGGGUACCUGCUUCCUGCCUUCACUCCCUGUGCAGUGCUCACAGACACCUCCCUGGGGCCUGGCUGGCUGCCUUAUCAGGACCUCUGAGUUUUCUGGCUUUCCGUAUAGCUUCUCAUUUUCAUACGCACAGCAUGGGGUCACAGCCCAUAGCUAGGUGGGGACUGUCUGCUGGCUUGGGGCCCAGUGUUUUGCCACUCAGCUUGCAAAAUUAGCUAAUCCUUCAGUCCAGCACUCAGAAGGCUGGGGGGUGGGGGAAGACGGGGAAGUGGACAUUUAAGGUCAAAGUAGAAGGUAGUGGCUGGGCGCAGUGGCUCAUACCUGUAAUCCCAGCACUUUGGGAGGCCCAGGCGGGCGGAUCACGAGGUCAUGAGAUCAAGACCAUCUUAGCCAACAUGGUGAAACUCCAUCUCUACUAAAAAAAAAAAAUACCAAAAAAAAAAAAAAAAAAAAGUAGCUGGGCAUGGUGGCACAAGUCUGUUCCCCCAGGUACUUGGGAGGCUGAGGUAGGAGAAUUGCUUGAACCCAGUGCAGUGAGCCAAGAUGUAGCGCCACUGCACUACAGCCUGGGCAACAGUGCAAGACACUGUCCCAAAGCAAAAAAAAAAAAAAAAAGCAGCUAGCAUCCUUGAGGCUCAGGAUGAGAGGGUGCUGCAGGGCAGCCAACCUUACCCCACAAGCAGAAGUCCUGCCAGUGGUAUGCGGGUCCCAGUCUAGUUUUAUAGAGUCGAGUCUUCCACACAAAAAAGGAGAGACCCUGGCAGUCCUCGGCUUGGCCCAUUUUAUUCUCCUGGCUCUUAACCAUCUCACCCUGAGUUGGGCUCCAAGGUUAGAAGGCACAAAUGGGAGGGAGGAUCUGGGAAGAAGCAUUGUUCUCUGGGCGUGUGGCUCAGAGGGAUCACAGUGAGGAGAGAGCCGGGGCCAGGGCUGGAGGGGCCAGGUGAUCUUCCCUAGCCAAUCCCAGUCCUCCGUCAGCCCAGCUCUGCCUUGAAGCCCCCUCAGCAUGGUUGCUCCAGAAAUAAGCUACUCUUAGACCUAUGGGCAGGGCUGCAUUGGGUUGUGGUCCAGCUCCCAGGCAGGGAUCAGUGCAGUCCCUGGGCCAGUGAGAGGCCUCCCCCAGGCCUCCCUGCCUUCUGCACUAAGCACUCUCCUGGCAAGCCUGGCACCUGGACAGGGCUUCCCCGGCUGAGACUGAGGCAGGCAGGGCUUGAUGCUGGUGAUGGAGCCAGCAUCUCAGUUGCUGGGCUCCCUUUCGGGCAGGGAGGCCACCUGUGGUUGGCUUAGCCUGGUUCUGCAAGGGAGGAAGAUAGCCAGGAGCUGGAGGGCCAGCACCUGCACUGAGGGGGUGAGGCUGCCUGGCUCCCUUCCUCAGCAGCUUUGCUUGUGGUAGGGGUGAGAGGGGAGCCGAGUGGGGCCUGGGCUCUGCCUGCAGGGCAGACAGUGCCUGGCACUGAGAGGUGCCCUCAGACCCCACUGGGACUGGAUGUGCCUGGGGUCACAUGGUCAGGAGGGGCUGAGCUGGGUUUUCACUGCAGGCCCACACUAGAAGAGAAGUCACAUGAAGCCCACCCUUGCAGAGCUCUGCUGUUUUGGGGGGAGCAGGGAGUAUGUACAGGGUCUUGGGAGAAGAGGCAUAGGCCUGGGCCUCCCGGUUUGAAUUUCAUCUAGUUCCAGGGCAAGUCCCAGCCAUCCGAGCAUAGUUACCUAUACUGUCCACCACCACCCGCUGCCCACCUCUGAGAGGCCUGGCUCUGCUUCCAGGCCGGGGCUUCAGUGGUGGGUUGGGGGGUGGCUGGGAGGUGUUACCUUCCUCAGGGCUUAGGGAGAGAGGGAGGACAGGGCCCUCCACCCCGGCUCCUUCCUUCACAGGGACGGUAGCUGACCAUGAUGGGUUCAUUUGUCACCUUGGACUGUGAACCACCUUCAUUUCUCACCACCCAGGCAGGAGCAGCCUCACUCCAAGGGCUUGGCUUGGAAAGGCAGGCUCACCUGGGACUCCACAUUCCUUCCCUGCUGCCACUGUGCCCCCUUUCCCUCCACUCCAGAAAGGCCCUGAUUUCUCACCUGGGCACCCUGCUGUCUUCUGGGCUUCUCUGCCCAGGUCACCCUGUGGCAGGCCUGGGCCCUCAAGAUGUUUGAAAGCCCAUAGCGCUUCCUGGCUUCACUCCAGCACCUUGUGUCUUGGAGCACCUCUGUCCUAAGACAACUUGGUCUCCCUGCUCCAUGCCCACCCCUGGCCCUUACCAACCUGCCCUUUUAUUCAUGCCAUUUGGGGUCACAGAUGGCCCAGCUGGACACAGCUCUUAGAACUGGCCCCACCCUGGGGCCUUGCCCUAGGACCCCCUGGCAGGAACAACACACCCCAUGCUCAAAGUUCCCCUACCCCUGGAUCCUGGGCUGAAGCCAUUUCCUACCGAGAAGCAUUCCCACCCCCUCUCAGGCACAAACGCCAGUGUCCAGGGGCUCAGGACCUGUACCUGGGGUUGCGGGGGCUCCUGCCCUACCAUAUCUCACCAGAAGGGGGCCCCACUGCCCCUCCAGGCCUUAAGACUGGGCUGGGAGAGAAGAUGGGGGAAGUGUGUGAGACAAAACAAAACCAGCCUGUUUCCUCCCCUAGGCAGGCUAGGCUCUCCCUGCAGCCCGGGCUCUGGUGGGGAAGGAGAACAGUGUCAUCUCUUCCUUUGUUGCUGAAAGAGCAGGACCAGGUGGGGUCAGGGGCCAGAGUGCAGGGGGAGGGGGGCAAGGGUGGAGGUGGUUAGGGAAGAAGAGGGGAGUGGGCUGAAACCUGGGUGGGGCUGGUGUGACACUGGGUUAAGAAGCUGGAGGGGCUCCUGAUUCACAUUGAAUUUUAGUUUCUCUUCCCCAAGAGGCUGCGGGAGUUGGGGCCUCCUCCAGCAGGAACCCUGAGACCCCUGUAGGGCCUGGACUUGGGGUGAGCAGGGCCUCAGGCAGCCCAAGGAUUCCAUUUGCAUUUGGUAAUUUUUCGUGUCACCUAUUUAUGAAUAUAUAAAUCUUUAUACCAAAUCUAUUUUUUAAAACAUGGAAAAGUUGCCUUUAUGGAAACUUGGCAGAGGCCAGAGUGUACACAUUCCUAAGCCAUUAAACAGAUUUCUGUAAUGA
Molecule: messenger RNA, 9819 nt
Organism: Callithrix jacchus (white-tufted-ear marmoset)
Lineage: Eukaryota; Metazoa; Chordata; Mammalia; Primates; Cebidae
Gene: RAB43
Product: RAB43, member RAS oncogene family
Molecular function (GO): GTPase activity; GTP binding
Source: RefSeq, a predicted model, not a curated record